Molecule: messenger RNA, 1148 nt
Organism: Saprolegnia diclina VS20
Lineage: Eukaryota; Oomycota; Saprolegniomycetes; Saprolegniales; Saprolegniaceae
Product: stearoyl-CoA desaturase (delta-9 desaturase)
Exons: 1
Coding region: 71-1075 (334 amino acids)
Biological process (GO): unsaturated fatty acid biosynthetic process
Cellular component (GO): endoplasmic reticulum membrane
Molecular function (GO): iron ion binding; stearoyl-CoA 9-desaturase activity
Source: RefSeq, a predicted model, not a curated record
AAAAAGAAAUCCAGCUUGCUCAUGCGCCAGGCCCGUCGUCAGUUGCCAAGUUGCCUCCGACAAGACGACGAUGAGCCAAAGCAGCAGCAAGCCGCCAAGCUUUACGUGGGCCGAGGUCGUCUGGUACAACGUCAUCACGCUCGCCGUGUGGCACGCCAUGGCACUCUACGCGCUCCUCUUUGUGCUGCCGCAGGCGUCCGUUGCCGAGAUCGCGACGCUCUGGGGCGGCCUCUGGUUCAUCUCGGGCCUUGGCAUCACCGCCGGCGCGCACCGUCUCUGGGCGCACCGCGCGUACAAAGCGCGCCUCCCGCUGCGCGUCUUCCUCAUGCUGGCCAACUCGAUGGCGUUCCAGGGCUCGAUUUUCGAGUGGGCGCGCGACCACCGCGUGCAUCACAAGGGCUCGGACACGACCGCCGACCCGCACAACUCGAAGCGCGGCUUCUUCUUUGCCCACAUGGGCUGGGUCAUGGUGCGCAAGCACCCGGACGUCUUCAAGGAAGGCAAGAAAAUGUCGUACGACGAUCUCGAUGCCGACGUCGUCGUCGCGGCGCAGAAGAAGCACUACCUUCUCUCGGUUCUGCUCAUGUGCUACGUUUCGCCCUCGGUCCUUGGCCACCUCGCGUUCGGCUCGGCCUCGACCGGGUUCUGGAUCGGCGGUAUCUUCCGCCAUGUAUGGGUGCUGCACAUGACGUGGUGCGUCAACUCGGUGGCCCACUUUUUUGGCUACAAGCCGUACGACCGCAACAUCCGCCCGGUCGAGAACCUCCUCGUGAGCAUUGGUGCGAUCGGCGAAGGCUGGCACAACUUCCACCACAAGUUCCCGUCCGACUAUGCGACCGGCGAAAUGGGCAUCCUCCAGCAGUGGAACCCGACGAAAGCGUUCAUUGACCUCAUGGCGCUUGUCGGACAGGCGUACGACCUCAAGCGGUCGCGCACGUCGACGUCGACGCGGGAGCGCGUCGCGGCUGCUGUCGAAGCCGAAGCCGCGAAAGGCAUUGCGCCGCCGCCGAGCACGUGGGACCAGUUCACGAGCUGGCUCUUCUUUGGCCGCACCGAAGACCAAGCGCUCUUCUAAGCCACUCGACCUUCUUCUUCUUCGUAAUCAACUCGUGCGUGUGAAUAAUAACAAUACUACUACCUUCUCCGAG